Messenger RNA from Centropristis striata (black sea bass), 2654 nucleotides. It is a transcript of the gene rab3il1, whose product is annotated as RAB3A interacting protein (rabin3)-like 1. Gene Ontology annotation, cellular component: Golgi to plasma membrane transport vesicle. Gene Ontology annotation, molecular function: guanyl-nucleotide exchange factor activity. NCBI's taxonomy places the organism in Eukaryota, Metazoa, Chordata, Actinopteri, Perciformes, Serranidae. The transcript is spliced from 12 exons. The coding region runs from base 36 to 1487 and encodes 483 amino acids. The record is from RefSeq and is a predicted model, not a curated record. Gene Ontology annotation, biological process: exocytosis.
UUCUGUUGAGUCUCUUCACUGCCUGAGAGAGAGACAUGGAUGCUUUUGAGGGAAUCCACAGUGUCCAGAUUUCCUCUUCUCCACCAUCUUCAACAGCAGCCAACCCAGGAUAUGAAGUCCUCAGAACAGGGAGAUCUGGAAUAGCAGUAUAUUCCUCUACGGUGUUUUUCGGCAAACCUGAUGUCCUGAGACAGACAGCUGCCAGACACAAGUGCAGCAGGGAAACUAAGGAGGAGGGCUGUGUUGUUGGACGGUUGGUAGAUCUGGAUCCAGAACCAAAAUCCAGAGUGGAGGGAGGAGGCCAGGCAGGUCCCACUUCAGGCAGGGACCAUGGCAACCUCUCCAGGCUCCGUAGCUCCUCACUGGAGAUCAGAGAAAAAGAAAUCCGAGAAAAAGGCUCAGAGAUCCUCAGGGAACAACUGGACGCUGCAAAGAGGGAACUGAAACUGAAGGACAAGGAGUGUGAGCGUCUGUCGCAGGUUAGGAAUCAGCUGGAGCAGGAGCUGGAGGAGCUGACUGCCAGUCUGUUUGAAGAAGCUCACAAGAUGGUGCAUGAAGCUAACGUCAAACAAGCAGCAGCGGAGAAACAGCUGAAGGAGGCUCAGGGGAAGAUUGAUGUUCUGCAGGCGGAGGUAACAGCACUAAAGACUCUGGUGUUGACAUCAACACCUUCCUCACCAAACCGCCAGCUGCAUCCACAGCUGCAGUCGUCAGGAACCAGAGGAGCGUACAAACAUGUCGGGGGCCAUGUCCGCAACAAGAGCGCGAGCGGUGCCUUUCCAUCCUCACCUGGAAAACCAGAACCCUCCUCGGUUUCCAUUCAGCCUGCAGCUAAAGAAGACCGUGAGCCUGCUGUUCCUGCUCUCCUCUCUCUGAUUCUCUGCUUAGUUCCUGGCCAGUCUGUCAGUGCGACCAUUGACCGUUACUGGCAGGAGCGGGGGGAGGGGCUGGGCACUGACAGCAGACAGAUGGACUCCGUUCUGUAUGCAGAGUUUUUGAUGUGGAAGGAGAAUCCAAGUGUAGAGCGCUCCUCUGCCUUCCUGAGUCGCAUCUACAGAGAAGACAUCGGACCCUGUCUGUCCUUCAUGAGAUCUGAGCUGUCGCAGCUAGUGCAGAAUGCAGUGGAAAACAACUCUCUGACUAUCGAGCCUGUGGCUAUGUCAGCGUUACCGAUGGUUAAAGCCUCGGCUGUUGAGUGUGGCGGCCCAAAUGGCUUUAGGGCAGCAAUAGAGACAAAAUGUGCGUUAAGUGGCAUGUCGCGCCUCUGCCGACAUCGCAUUAAACUUGGUGACAAGGGGAGCUACUAUUACAUCUCUCCUUCCAGCCGAGCACGGAUCACAGCUGUUUGCAAUUUCUUUACUUAUAUCCGCUACAUCCAGCAGGGCCUGGUGAGACAAUCUGCGGAGCAGAUGUUCUGGGAGGUGAUGCGUCUCCGCAGAGAGAUGACUGUGGCCAAGUUAGGUUUCUACCUCACUGACCAGGGCUAGAAGACCUGACACUGAAACACCAGAUGGGACAGCGUGGUCCCAGGACUUUGAUUAUUCAAGGUUAGGGUUAAACUGUGGUAACAAACAAGUCUUGGAUCAGUUUUUUGUAGCAGAGGUUGUACAGCAUUAGUGCUGCAGCAGAGUUCGAUCAACAAGGGAAGCAGAAAAUGUUCAUGUGCCACUAUUAUGCAAUAAGACAGAGUUGAACCAGCACAACUAGAAAGAAGUAAAACAUAUUUUUUAAAGAUAGUGUUAUUUCCAGAAAAUAUAUUCUUCUGUUAUACUGCAGGCCUCCAGUAAUUCUCUCCAGUGGUGAGGAGAAUUGUUUCUGUUUCUGAACCUCCCCGGUGGAGUGCACACAACUUCUCAUGUUAAUACACAUAAAAAUAAUCAACACAUUAAGAUACAUUUACAGGACUUUAUGCAUCAUGUUCCAGGCAUUUGUUGAAAAGAUGAGCACAACUCAUAAUAGCAGUAUAGAGUGUAGUUGGUCUCUUACCUCAAGUAUUACAUACUUAUAUAACUAUGUAAUGUAAUAAUUCUACUGUGAGAUUGACCAUCCUGUGGAUUCCACAGAUCAAUUAUUCUUGCAUAAAUAUAAUGUUCACUUACUUUCAGUCGUCGGCUCAAAUGCCGCAGACUUUUUGUCUCAGCAUGGCCUUAAUUUUGUCUAUGCACCACCAGUUCUAGAUGCCUCAUAUAAACACACACAUGAAACUGCUUAAUGUCAGUGUGACCUGCACUUCAUAAUCAGAAAUAUUGUUAACGACUUAGUAACAACACCUCUGAGCUCAAAAUAGUGAGUUUCAUAGUAUAGUCAGAAAAUGACCAAGCUUUAAUACGAGUGGUUACAGUAUGCACAACUGUAGUUUUGCACGUUUGCAAUGACGAGUAUGUACAUACAGUAAAAGCCAUAAAUGACUUUGCAUGAAUGCAGUACAUAGCCAUAUUAUACAGUGUAUAUUGGUUGUACUUCAUAGUAUAGAUGUAUUAUUAUUAAUGGCAAUUUUUUUACAGAAAACGAUGUGUUGAAGGUAAAAAUGAAGAAUAUUGUGUCAGAAAGUGCAAUAACUGCUUCUUAGCCUUCUUUAGGGCUUUGAGGUUUGUAACCUCAGUGUACUGAUCAUUAAAUCGCUCCAUUCAAGACGAGGCAUUGUAGCCUCACUA